This is a messenger RNA of Sinocyclocheilus grahami, 2578 nucleotides long. RefSeq names its product cadherin-10-like. Gene Ontology annotation, cellular component: plasma membrane; adherens junction; catenin complex. Gene Ontology annotation, biological process: cell-cell junction assembly; adherens junction organization; multicellular organism development. Gene Ontology annotation, molecular function: cadherin binding; beta-catenin binding; calcium ion binding. The record is from RefSeq and is a predicted model, not a curated record. NCBI's taxonomy places the organism in Eukaryota, Metazoa, Chordata, Actinopteri, Cypriniformes, Cyprinidae. The transcript is spliced from 11 exons. The coding region runs from base 120 to 2369 and encodes 749 amino acids.
CAGAAUUAAGGAUAAGAUGCCCCAUUUCGUCGCUCCCACCAUUCAGCAGUAUCUUCAACGUAGAGCUCUGUUUCUUAAUUGAUUCCUUAUCAAGGACUUUCCAGGAGUGAUCGGAUACAAUGAUAAUCAAUCAACUUACUUUCCUCCUGUUGUUCUGCUUGCUGGGCUGGAGCGAUGCACUGAUCCGGCCGGUGCCUGGAAUUAGCAUGUCAGAUCGGGAUGGACGGACUCUACAACGCACUAAACGAGGAUGGAUGUGGAAUAGUUUCUUUCUCUUAGAGGAGUGGACGGGGACUGGAAAGCAGUAUGUUGGAAAGCUUCACUCAGACAUGGACCAUGAAGAUGGAAAUGUGAAGUACGUCCUCACCGGAGAUGGGGCCGGAACUGUUUUCGAGAUUGAUGAGAACUCGGGUGAUAUCCACGCCACCAGGAGGCUUGACAGGGAAGAGAAAGCAUUGUAUACACUGAGCGCCAAAGCCGUCAACAAAACCUCCGGACAGGAUCUGGAGAGGGCCUCGGAAUUCAUCAUCAAAAUCCAUGACAUCAAUGACAAUGAGCCAAAGUUUGCCAAGGACACCUACGUGGCCAGUGUAUCAGAGAUGUCGAAUGUUGGUGCAUUCGUAAUGAGAGUUACAGCCACUGAUGCAGAUGAUGAAGCAUAUGGAAACAGCGCCAAGCUGGUUUACAGCAUUCUGCAGGGCCAGCCAUAUUUCUCAGUCGAACCUGAAACGGGCGUCAUAAGGACGGCGCUUCCGAACAUGAUUCGAGAGAACCGGGAGCACUAUCAGGUGGUGAUUCAGGCUAAGGACAUGGCUGGACAGAUGGGCGGUCUCUCCGGGACCACUACAGUCAACAUCACUCUCCAGGAUGUCAACAACAGUCCUCCUCGUUUCCCCCACAGUAAGACAACACACACUCUCCUCUUACAUGCAUGUGUUGACCUGAAGGAGACAUCUUCGCUUCCGAACAUGAUUCGAGAGAACCGGGAGCACUAUCAGGUGGUGAUUCAGGCUAAGGACAUGGCUGGACAGAUGGGCGGUCUCUCCGGGACCACUACAGUCAACAUCACUCUCCAGGAUGUCAACAACAGUCCUCCUCGUUUCCCCCACAGGUUUUUAAUUGAUUGUGGUCUGAAUACGCUUCCAUCUGGAAGGUCCAACUUCUGUCAGAGCGGAAAAGAGAAAGCAACUGCUAAAAAACUGUCAUAUGACAUCUCGGCUACAGAAGGCAUGUGGGAGACUUUGAAGCCUGCUGGAAGAAGAUACACCAUUGAUCGCCACACAGACCUGGAGAGACUGUUUAGCAUCGAUUCCAACAAUGGGACCAUCAGCACACUGCAGGGUCUGGACAGAGAAACUUCCAAAUGGCACAACAUCUCUGUUCUGGCAACCGAACUCAGUACUGCCCUGCAAACCAGAGUGCCGGUGUUUAUCAAAGUGCGCGACGUGAAUGACAAUGCGCCUGAAUUCGCCAUGUACUACGAGACCUUUGUCUGUGAGAAUGUCAAAGCUGGUCAGCUCAUCCAGACCAUAAGUGCUGUGGACACUGAUGAACCUCUUGUCGGGCACAAGUUUGUUUUCAGUCUAAGCACCAUCAAUCCAAACUUCACCAUCUUCGACAAUGAAGACAACACAGCGCGGAUCCUGACCCGCCGGGGCAGCUUCAACAGAAGAGAGAUGAGCUCAUACCUGCUGCCUGUCGUCAUCUCAGACAACGAUUACCCCAUCCAGAGCAGCACCAGUACGCUGACGGUCCGUGUCUGUGCCUGCGACAGCCGUGGGAAUGUGCAGACAUGCAGUAACGAAGCCCUGCUGCUCUCAGCUGGACUCAGCACCGGAGCCCUGGUGGCCAUCUUACUCUGCAUUUUAAUAUUACUGAUGAUUGUGGUAUUGUUUGCGGCCCUGCGGCGUCAAAAGAAAAAGGAGCCCCUGAUCAUCUCAAAAGAAGAUGUCAGGGACAACGUGGUCAGCUACAACGACGAGGGCGGUGGAGAGGAGGACACGCAGGCCUUCGACAUCGGAACCCUGCGGAACCCCGAGGUCAUCGACACCAAUAAACUCCGCCGGGAUAUAAUGCCCGAAAUGCUGUUCCCCUUCCGCCGCACGUCCCCCAUCAAAGACAACACAGACGUGAGGGACUUUAUCAACGGACGGCUGCAGGAAAACGACUCAGAUCCCACAGCGCCCCCUUAUGACUCCUUGGCUACCUAUGCCUACGAAGGCAACGGCUCUUUGGCGGAGUCCCUCAGCUCUCUGGAAUCGGCCGCCACCGAGGGGGACCAAGAGUUUGAAUAUCUGAGUCACUGGGGUCCACAGUUCAAAAAACUGGCGGAUAUGUACAUAGGGCAGGAGUCCCAGAGAGAGACUUAAAGCGGAUAUGCAACACAGCACACUUAAAUAUAUCUCAGAGCACUAAAUUAACACAUACGUACUGAAGUCUCCCUCUGUUCUCUGCUGUGUAAUGCAUAUAGACGAAUCUACGAAGACUUGAACGUUGCGCUCAACUACUGGGAACUCUUCACGUAGACGUUCUCUUUUCUCUUUGUCUACUUUAACUUUGUCCUCUUCUUCUUCUGGUC